AAAGUGAAAAUCUACAUAUUCAAUGGGGUGCUUAAGUAGUAAAGAUCGUCUGACAAAAGAGGAUAUGGAGUUUUUGAAAACCCACACCCGUUAUGAUGAAGCCACUAUAAAAGAAUGGUACAAAGGAUUUAAGCAAGACUGUCCCAAUGGCCGUUUGACUCCAGCUAAAUUCGUUGACAUGUAUAAAAUGUUUUUUCCAUCUGGAAAUGCGGAAGAGUUUUGUGACCAUGUUUUUCGCACAUUCGAUAUGGAUAAAAAUGGUUAUAUUGACUUUAAGGAAUUUUUACUUGCAAUAGAUGUUACUUCUAGCGGAACACCGGAAGAGAAAUUAAAAUGGGCAUUCAGAAUGUACGACGUCGAUGGGAAUGGCGUUAUUGACAUUCAAGAAAUGACAAAAAUUGUUCAGGCAAUCUAUGACAUGCUAGGCGCAUGUUCAUCAAAUCGUCCCGCAGAUUCAGCUGAGGAGCGAGCAAAAAAUAUAUUUGCUAAGAUGGAUGAAAAUAACGAUGGUCAAUUAACUCAAGAUGAAUUUUUAAAAGGAUGUUUGCAGGAUGAAGAGUUGUCUAAAAUGCUGGCCCCUUAAAUAUUUAUAUCCCA
Messenger RNA from Drosophila hydei, 597 nucleotides. RefSeq names its product neuronal calcium sensor 2. NCBI's taxonomy places the organism in Eukaryota, Metazoa, Arthropoda, Insecta, Diptera, Drosophilidae. Gene Ontology annotation, molecular function: calcium ion binding. The transcript has 4 exons. The record is from RefSeq and is a predicted model, not a curated record. The coding region runs from base 23 to 583 and encodes 186 amino acids.